Messenger RNA from Dioszegia hungarica, 1314 nucleotides. Its product is annotated as putative delta-12 fatty acid desaturase. The record is from RefSeq and is a predicted model, not a curated record. Gene Ontology annotation, biological process: lipid metabolic process. Gene Ontology annotation, molecular function: oxidoreductase activity. Lineage: Eukaryota; Fungi; Basidiomycota; Tremellomycetes; Tremellales; Bulleribasidiaceae. Bases 1 to 1314 code for a protein of 437 amino acids. The transcript is spliced from 11 exons.
AUGAAGGGGAUAGAGGAGAAAGCUGAGGUUGCACGGCACGUCGUCGUCGAAGCGAAGGAGAUUGCCGAAGGUCAAAAGUUCAUCGUACCGAAUUAUACAGUCAAGCAGCUCCUGGACGUCAUCCCGGCUCACUGUUUCCAUCGGAGUGGCUUCCGGUCGAGCUUGUAUGUUUUGCAGGACGUGGCCGUGCUGGCCGCUUGCGCGUACUGUGCGCUUCAUAUGGACAGCUUGCUUCUGAAUAAGCUAAACAUCUCCGAUGUCGCCUUGACAGCCGUCAGGGUCAUCUUGUGGACUGGUUAUACCUUUGCUGCUGGGCUCUUCGGGACCGGUCUUUGGGUCAUCGGGCAUGAAUGCGGCCAUCAGGCAUUCUCAUCUUCCAAGACCGUCAACAACGUCAUGGGAUGGAUCCUCCACUCGGCCCUGCUCGUUCCUUAUCACGCUUGGCGCAUCUCCCACGGACGGCAUCACGCCGCUACAGGCCACCUGACGCGAGAUGAGGUGUUCCCCAAAGAGGAGGCCGAGAUUCUGGGUGUCAACGUGUCCGCCAUGCGCCAGCGCGAGUUGCGGGAAGCAAUCGAAGAAUCGCCACUCGCCACUCUGAUCGACGUGACGAUGCAGCAAUUGCUUGGCUUCCCUGCGUACCUGAUUCUGAACACCUCGGGACAGAGGCACUAUUCUAAGGGGACAAGCCACUUCAACCCCGAUUCGGUCAUCUUCAAGCCUCAACACAAGUGGCAGAUCCUCGCCUCCAAUCUCGGCGUCUUGCUCAACCUCGCCACUCUCGCUUUCUGGGCGCACAAACGCUCGUUUGCCGAGGUGUUGGUGAUGUACCUCAUCCCUUACCUUUGGGUGAAUCACUGGCUGGUCUUCAUCACCUAUCUGCAGCAUACGGAUCCCCAUCUCCCCCACUACUCCGCGAACAAGUGGACGUUCGCCCGAGGGGCAUUAUGCACGAUCGACCGGAACUUCAUGGGUCCGAUCGGGCCUUAUGUCUUCCAUGGGAUCUGCGAGACUCAUGUCGCCCAUCAUAUCUCGUCAAAGAUCCCUCAUUAUAACGCAUGGGAAGCUACCAAGGCGCUCAAGACCUUCCUCGGUCCGCAUUAUAUCAGCUCUACCGAGAAUAUGUUUACGUCGUUUUGGAAGUCGAACCGCGAGUGCAUCUUUGUGGAGGAAGACGAAGAUAUCGUCUUUUACAAGAAUUACGCCGGGGUGGCCAAGUUCGCGCCGGUAGAGGAGGACGAGAGCUCGGAGAGGCGGGCGUCGGUGUCGGACUCAGGUAUCGAGAUGAUCGAGCCCAAAGAGCGCCUCUGCUAG